Drosophila serrata is the source of this 2570-nucleotide messenger RNA. It is a transcript of the gene path, whose product is annotated as solute carrier family 36 member pathetic. Gene Ontology annotation, molecular function: L-amino acid transmembrane transporter activity. Lineage: Eukaryota; Metazoa; Arthropoda; Insecta; Diptera; Drosophilidae. The record is from RefSeq and is a predicted model, not a curated record. Gene Ontology annotation, cellular component: vacuolar membrane. Gene Ontology annotation, biological process: amino acid transmembrane transport.
UACAGUUAAUUUUUUGCCGUCGAGCAGUUCGCGGGAGCUUCCGAUUUUUGGAUUGAACUGUUGGCAUUAUAUUUAGUAAAACAACACCUUUUCAAGGCAGGUGAAGUGAUAGAAUACGCGGCCGCUCGUGCAGUACAGUGCGGCGAUAAAAGGAAGAGAAAACUCUCUUACACUAAGGGAAACACAAAGCAGCCUACAAAAUGGUUAACAUUGUGGAUGGCGGCGCCAAGCAUGCGCCCCAGGAAAUGGAACAGUUCCUGCCUGGAGAUGGAAAGAAAAUGUACAAGAUCCAGCCCCGCAAAUCAGAUGCCGAGCAGGCCUUGGCUAACAGUGAUUUUGAUCCGUUCGCACUGCGGGAAAAUGAACAUCCCACCACUGAUAAUGAAACUCUUACGCAUUUGCUUAAGGCUUCUCUGGGCACUGGCAUUCUGGGUAUGCCAUUUGCCUUUAUGUGUUCUGGUAUUGUCAUGGGUAUCUUUGCCACCAUCUUCACAGCCUUCAUUUGCACGCACUGCAGUUAUAUUUUGGUGAAAUGCGGUCACAAGCUGUAUUACAGGACUCGCCGCACUAAGAUGACAUUUGCCGAGAUUGCUGAGGCUGCUUUCCAGAAGGGACCAAAAUGGUGCCGUGGUUUUGCGCCCGUUGCCAAGUUCUCCAUCCUGUUUGGACUCUUCCUCACCUACUUUGGCACUUGCUCGGUGUACACCGUCAUUGUGGCCUCGAACUUUGAGCAAUUGAUUGCCCACUGGACCGGCACGGCGAUCUCUCUGCGUAUGCUCAUCUGUGCGAUGCUGAUACCCAUGAUCCUGAUCGCAUGGGUACCGAAUCUCAAGUACCUGGCGCCCGUCUCCAUGGUGGCCAAUGUUUUCAUGGGCCUGGGACUGGGCAUUACGUUCUAUUACCUCGUCCAGGAUCUGCCACCACUGCCUGAGCGAAACUAUGUGGUAUGGGGAACCCUUCCUCAGUUCUUCUCGAUUACCAUCUUUGCGAUGGAGGCCAUCGGUGUGGUGAUGCCGCUGGAGAACAACAUGAAGACGCCGCAGAGCUUCCUUGGCAUUUGCGGUGUGCUCAGCCAGGGUAUGUCCGGCGUUACCCUCAUCUAUAUGCUGCUCGGUUUCCUUGGCUAUCUGCAUUACGGUGCCGUCACCCAGGAGAGUAUCACCCUGAAUCUGCCCAUCGAAGAGUGGCCCGCCCAGGCGGUGAAGCUGCUCAUUUCCCUGGCCGUCUAUUGCACAUUUGGACUGCAGUUCUUUGUGUGCCUUGAGAUCAUUUGGGAUGGCAUCAAGGACAAGUGCAAGAAGCGUCCAACUCUGGUCAACUAUGUGCUGCGCACAGUGAUGGUAACAGCCGCCGUUGUGCUUGCAGUGGCUGUGCCCAAGAUAGGACCCUUCAUGGGAUUGAUUGGUGCCUUCUGCUUCUCCAUUCUGGGAUUGAUCUUUCCGGUUGUCAUCGAGCUGAUUGUCCACUGGGAGACUGGAUUCGGUAAAUACAACUGGAUCCUGUGGAAGAACAUUCUGAUCACAGCCUGCGGCAUUGGAGCCCUGGUAUUUGGUUCCCUGGCGGCCAUCAAGGAUAUUGUUAAAGCCUAUCAAGAUCCAGCACCGGAAUAAGUUGAAUGCUGAUUAAAAUCUCUUGCACAUAAGGUGCAAAACCCAUAAGGAUUUGAGAGAAAAGCCAAGUGCUUUACAGCCGGGAGCGUAUAUUUAUUAUAUAUACAACACACCAACCAACAACACACCUACUAUAUACUACAUAUAUAUAUAUAUAUAUAUAGAAAGCCGGAGGCACGAGUUUAGGAGAGAAGAGGCUCCGCUUCCUAGAAAGAAAGAUCAUCUAACUAUUGUUAGAUGUAAAACUGCGCGCCCACACAUUUUGUACAUUUUUUCUUGUCCGUUGCUUAGUGUCUGUUUUGAGAAACGAAAGGGAUUUACUUACCUAAUUCACUGAUCGAUCGAGUGCCUACUUCUACACUCUUAAAGACUCACCCGAAGGCACCAACAACUAAGCCGUUUUAAGCACGUUUUAAAUGCACCUGCAAAAUUAUAUAAUAUAGGGCAUAAGCUAGUUAGGUCGAGAACUAAUUAUAGUACACACAGUUUCCUAUUGAUUUUAGUACGAUUUGGUACAGAGCUAAAAAAGACUUGUACGUAGAUGCACUCCCCUUUCCCUUUCUCUCUGUUCUAAAAGAGUAUUACUAAAGCAAGGAACCAAAACUGAAAAAACAUAUUUCAUGCCCCGCCUCGUCGUUUUUUUUAUUUUGUUCUGUAGCUAAUUGUUUUGCCUACAACAUUAUUUAACAUUUUUAGCAUGUUUAGUUGGUAAGCCUAAGUAAAUAAUAUUGUAAAGAAGCUUUUGCAAAUCAGUUCCAAAUAUGAUGAGCUAAAAUUACUCAGAGAAUACAAUUUUUAUACGAAAUCUAGCAGAGUAAUAACACUAAGUUACAUUGAAUUGCCCCGAUAUUUAUAUGAUAUGUACACACAUAUUUUUGUAUUUUAAUUUUAGCCUUAAAACAAUACUUAGCGAAACUAUAUAAACUAAAAUAAUAAUAAACAAUACGCAAGUUACCAACA